Molecule: messenger RNA, 3672 nt
Organism: Centropristis striata (black sea bass)
Lineage: Eukaryota; Metazoa; Chordata; Actinopteri; Perciformes; Serranidae
Product: E3 ubiquitin/ISG15 ligase TRIM25-like
Exons: 13
Coding region: 145-2358 (737 amino acids)
Molecular function (GO): zinc ion binding; protein binding
Source: RefSeq, a predicted model, not a curated record
ACACACACACACACACACACACACACACACCUGACGCCAGUGUGAAUCAGGUCCAGAGGGAAGGAGGACUACCUGAAGCAGAUCGACCUGAAGUGGAUUAUUCUUCCCGACGAGUCCAGGUUUGAGCCUGACCUGAGUGAGAAGAUGGCUGAAGUGGACUCUGAGGUCCCGUUCUCUCUGCUGAGUCUGGAGGACGAGCUGACCUGCAGCAUCUGUCUCAGUCCCUUUGACUGUCCUGUGACGAUCCCCUGUGGACACAACUUCUGCCAGGACUGCCUCCUGGCCACCUGGAAGGACUCCUACUGCUGUCCUCAGUGUCGGACCCACUUCGCCACCAAACCGGAGCUGAAGAAGAACACGGUCCUCAGCACCGUGGUGGAGACCUUCAACAUGAGGACCAACAAGAGUGACCCUGGCCUGCUGUCGGGGGAGAGCAGAGCCCAGGACCAGGACCGGGACCAGGAGCAGGAGCGGGCUGUGAUCCGCUGUGAUACCUGUAUGGAAGCAGAGGCGUCCCAGACCUGUCUCACCUGCAUGGCCUCUUACUGUGAGGACCACCUGCGCCCUCACCGGGAAAACCCCAACCUGAGCUUCCACCAGCUGAGUGAGCCUGUCGGAGACCUGUCGGAGCGGAUCUGCUCAGACCACCACAAGCUGAUGGACUUGUUCUGCAGCCAGCAUGGCCGUCCCAUCUGCAGCUUCUGCCUCCAGCAGGACCACAAAGGCUGCUCCUUCAUGUCCCCCGAGGACCAGAGGAGCCUCAAACAGUCUGACCUGAGCAGCAAGUUGGAUCUGCUGGACGGGAAGAUCACAAAGAAUAAGAGUAUUAUAUCUCAGAUGAUCGACUCUGAGAACAGGCUGAAGGACUCAUCCACCAGCAGGAAGAAGGUCCUGGCAGCUGAGUACCAGCAGAUGAGGGAUAUAUUGGUGAAAGAGGAGCGUGAAGCUCUGAAGGCAGUGGACCGUGAGCUGGAGAGUGGUCAGACCAAAUUCAAGGGUCUCACAAAGAAGUUCACUGAGAACAUCGAGAACUUGACCAAAGCUAAAGGAGACAUCCAACGUCAGCUGGACCAGUCCCAGACUCUGGCCUUCCUGCAGGCUUCAUUUAAACUGCCCCAAGCCGCGACCUUUGAACCUCACGCGCCUCGAAUCAGCCUGGACUCCAAGAAGGUGACGGCAACACAGAGCUUUGCUGCUGCGCUGAAGGAGUUCCUGACUGAGAUCCUGAAGCAGCCUGUAGAGGACAGACUGCCCAUCCUGAAACCAGAACUAAACAGUGAACUAGUUGAAUCUGCUCCUGCUGGUCCUGGAAGUUCUGGACCUCAGCCUGAGUCUGAGAUAACCAAGCCUCCAAAGCAGAAGAGACCCCCCAGGUCCCACAGUCCAGGCCGUCCCCCCAUCCAGCCUUUGUUCCGGGCUCCUGCGUUUCCUCCUCAGUUUCCAGGGCAACAUGGAAACUUCAGACCACCACCACCUCUUGGCUAUUAUGGGGGUCCUCGGUUUAUGGGAGGACCAAGACCAAGGGCUUAUGGGGGAUUUACACCUGUCAGCCCUGGAACUUACCAGGAACCUGAGCCCCAACAGAUCGAUCCAGGUUCUCAGGCCAAAACCGGCUCCAAGAAGAAGUCUCAGAAACAAAAACCUUCCCAAGCAACAGAAGUCAACAUGGGAAACAAGACCAAAGCCUUGUCAGUGGACGACCUGCUGGACUUUGGUGUGAAAGACAAACUGAGAGCGUGUCCUCCUGAAUCCAUCCUGAAACCAGAAACGUCAGACGUUCCCCCCAGCAUCACGUCAGCUGAGAAGAGGACGGAGCUCCUCAAGUAUGGAACGAUCCUCACUCUGGACCCGAAGACGGCCCACAAACGCAUCGCUCUGAGUGAGGAGCUGACCCGGGCCUCCGUGUCCGACGCACACUCAGAUUACCCAGAAUGCCCUGAGCGCUUCGCCGUGUGCUCCCAGGUGCUCUCCACCAAGGGUUUCUCCAGAGGACGCCACUACUGGGAGGUCCGCCUCAGCAGCAGUAACUUCGUGGGCGUGGGCCUGGCCUACAGCAGCAUCGACCGCAAGGGUCCCAGCAGCCGUCUGGGCCGCAACGCCCAGUCCUGGUGCGUGGAGUGGUUCAACGUCAAGCUGUCGGCCUGGUACAACAGCAGCGAGACGGUGCUGGUCAACCCCAGCCCCAAGCGGGUGGGCGUGCUGCUGGACUGUGAGGAGGGCACGGCCACCUUCUACAACGUGACGGACAGAGCCUACCCCUUCCACUCCUUCGUCUUCCCCUUCGCUGAGGCGGUGUUCCCAGCCUUCUGGAUCUUCUCCAGCGGAUCCUCCGUCUCCCUCUGCAAGCUGCAGGCCUGAGAGAAGAGUCACAGAGGCCACAUGUACAGGUGCAUCUCUAUUAAUAUACAAUAUGAGUCAUAUAGAAGUCACACAACUGUUGAGUCAUAUAGAUGGAAAUACGUUUCAUAUUUAACCCAUUUAGGUCUAAAACGGCUGUAUAAACUGCCUGUAAAACCUCUGAUUGGUGAUUUUAAAAUCAGCCCCUAAAACCUGAAGUUUUUCUGUAAAUCCAACAGAAGUGUCAACUCUUCUACUAAAUAAUAGAUUUUUCAGCCUCUGUAGCAGAUAGAAAUGAAAUAAAGAAAAAAGACACAAAUUGUCUAAAAAAUGACAUAAAAUUACAAAAAAAAAGACACAAAAUUACAUAAAAUUAGCAAAAAGAGACACAAAUUGACCCAAAAAUGACAUAAAAUUACCAAAACAGACACAAAAGAACCAUUCCAGGACCGUUUAGGACCACCAGGUGUGUUUAAGUACCAACUGGACUGAGAGCAACAAUAAGGGCUGAACAGGCUGAUUUUAUUCUGGUUUCUUCUGGAGUUAGAAGCAGCAAAAUUAAUCCUUUUAACCCAUUCAGGCCUAAAACGGCUGUAAAAACACCUGUAAAACCUCUGAUUGGUGAUUUUAAAAUCAGCCCCUAAAACCUGAAGUUUCUCUGUAAAUCCAACAGAAGUGUCAACUCUUCUACUAAAUAAUAGAUUUUUCAGCCUCUGUAGCAGAUAGAAAUGAAAUUCAUAAAUUAUCUGAGAGCUUAUAGCUGUUAUAUCUGAGCUCCCUCCGCUAUAGUCGUCUUCACCAUGAUUUAUAAGUUCUGGAAAAGUCCCAUGAUGCAUUGGGACACUCCCACAUGGAUUCUGAUGCAUUUCAUUGGCCAAGAGACCGAAAAUAGGUGGAAAAAACUACAAAUACUACAAAACCACGUGUCCUCUUUCCUCUUUAAUGGUAGAAUAACACAACAGCUCCAACAGGUUUUAAUGGUAGAAAUGAGGUAAUGCUUUCCCGCCUUAAAUGGGUUAAACAGACUUUUUAAAAUUGGUCUUUUGCAAUAUUCACAUUUUUUUGAGACACUGAAUUUUAGGUCUUGAUUAAAUGUAAGCCAUAAUCAUUAUAAUUACAAGAAAUUACCUAAAUUGAGACAUUAAAUGUUUCAUUCUGUGUGUAAUGGAUCUAUAUUAUGUUUUCUUUCCAUUUCUCAAAUUGAAUUACCGACAUAAAUAAACUUUUCUGUGAUAUUGAGAUGCACCUGUACACAUAUUAAGGCUUCACGAUCAAUAAUGUAAAAAAAAAAAAAAAAGCUUUGCUAGUUUUACUCAUAAAGCCAUAAAGUCUUGA